Alosa sapidissima (American shad) is the source of this 566-nucleotide messenger RNA. RefSeq names its product cytochrome b-c1 complex subunit 10 (gene uqcr11). The transcript has 3 exons. NCBI's taxonomy places the organism in Eukaryota, Metazoa, Chordata, Actinopteri, Clupeiformes, Clupeidae. Gene Ontology annotation, biological process: mitochondrial electron transport, ubiquinol to cytochrome c. Bases 19 to 276 code for a protein of 85 amino acids. Gene Ontology annotation, cellular component: mitochondrial inner membrane. The record is from RefSeq and is a predicted model, not a curated record.
UGUGUAUGCCAACCGCCUAUGAACCCCACAAGAAGAAGAAGAAGAAGAUUGUCGCUGACUGCGCAGGGCUACGUUCACCCAGUGGGUCACAAUCAAAGGUCCAAUAUGAUCGGUAAAAUAAUAGGAGAGAAGUACAUCGCUAUCGCCAGGACGUGGGCCCCCACACUGGCAGUCUGGGGCGGCGUUGGUGGAGUCGCGCUCAUCCAUUUCACAGAUUGGAAGUUGUUCCUGAACUACGUCCCAUAUAUCAACGGGAAAUUUAAGAAGGACGACUAGAGCAUCUCCACGGGUGUUGUUUAGGAGGCUGACUGUGCCGGGCCUCCAUUGAGAACAUCACCACAUCUGACGGGCGCCUAGACUCAUCUUCAGCGGAGGAAGUGGAUCAGACUAUCUGUGAUGCCUCAUUGUGGCAUGCUCCACACAAUUGAAUAAUAUAAUAUUUAUAAAUCCAUUUUGUACUCUUUUUUUUGGUUGCCAUACAUCUUAAGAUGUGGUUGUGAUUGUUGAUGUGGAAGUGUUCCCGUGGUACAGUCCUAUUCUUAUUUUCCAUUAAAAUGUUAAUUUUA